ACUUGAGCCAGGUCAGGUAGAAUGAAUUGAUUAACUACACAUAUUCUGUGUUCCUUAUGAACUUACAUUGCUAAACGGGUACCUGUCUAGUUCAAAUUAAAUUGUCAACGGUUUGUUUUAAAGAACAGCGACAAUGUGUGAACUAUUGUUUUUGUUGAGUGUUUUGCUUGCGUGUCCAUUAAUCUCAGCUUUUAACAAAACAGUUGGAUUCAAGAAAGAUGAUUGUGAAGUAUACAGACUUGACAUGUACAGUUCAGAUGAUAUCUAUAACGUUGUCUGGGAUGGAGAGGAAUAUCCAAAAUUCUGUGGUUUGAAAUUUAGAAUUAUCAGUGCAGACAGUUAUGAGAUAUGUGCAAAGGUCACUCAGUUUAAUUUGGAAUGUCCAGAUUUUAAACUCAAGUUCUAUUGGGGAGUCAAAAUGAAUGUAAAGAUUUACGACUGUUAUUCCCACUUACCGAUGAAAUACUGUAAUGAAGAUUUAGUUUUCAUGAGUCUAGAGCCGGAAUAUUUUGAUAUAAGACGCUCUAAUUCUAACCUUAGAAUAACAGUAACAGCAAAUCUAUUAUCAAAAUACGGAGAAGACAAUUCAUCUAAUGGUGGAAUGAUAGCUGGUGUUGUCGGAAGUAUAUUCAUUGUUUGUCUGGUAUGUGUUGUAUGUAUCAUUGUAAACAAGCGUAAAGCUGCAUCAGAAUCUAUAAUACAGGGAACCAGACAGCAAGACAAUAAUGAUGUCAUUACAAUGCCUCAGUUCCAUGGAAAUCAAUGGCACCAGCAAAACUUAGAUCAAAGAAAUCUAAUGCAACAUUCUGGAGAUGCCAGUCGGGUCACAUAUAAUGAGUAUAAUCAAGAUCCAUAUACAGGCGUUCGUCAGACUACUCAAAGUGAACCAUCAGCUUCUCAAAUAAGUUCAGAUAUAUCUGCACCACCACCUUCGUAUGAGAGUGUAACCAGUAAAGGCUACAACAAAUCUUAAACUGAAAGGAGUAUAACAUUCACCUUGCUCCUUGGGAAAUAUAUAACAAAUAGCGUCAGUCGUUAGACAGGUGCUAACAUUCAAGUGUCCAUCUUCUCCUUCAAACAAUCUAAUUGGACAAACGAACAGAUUGAUUUGGUAACGAGUAUGACAGUGAUGAGUUGUAAUGUGUGCGCACUGUUUGGAUCCAUGGGACACCUACAUGUACUUCCUUUUUGCUGAUACUUACAAAUGUUGAAUGAAAACAAAUACUUUCGUCUCAUUUUUCUCAUCAACUCUCACAUUAAAAAAAUAAUUGAAAUUACCUGUACUUCUGCCGUCCGUCCGUCUGUUUUUUUGUCAAAUAUUUAUUUCACAUUACAUCAAGUCUAACUUCAUAUUGAAAAAACCCUGAACGUCCGUCAGUACGUUUGUUCGUCAAGUAUUUUGUAACUAAUUUCUUCAGAACUAAUGGAUAGAAUUGCUGCAUACUAAUACUUGAAUAUUUUAGUUUUUCUACAUUAUGAGUUUUUAUAACUUGAGAAAUAAAGGCAACAG
Messenger RNA from Mytilus trossulus (common blue mussel), 1510 nucleotides. RefSeq lists its product as uncharacterized. The transcript is spliced from 6 exons. The record is from RefSeq and is a predicted model, not a curated record. NCBI's taxonomy places the organism in Eukaryota, Metazoa, Mollusca, Bivalvia, Mytilida, Mytilidae. The coding region runs from base 134 to 973 and encodes 279 amino acids.